UACUGGCAGAAGAGGAUCAUUUCCGCCCCUAGAGAUAAUAUAGACAAAUUUAUUGAAUAUCUGGAAAGAGUGGAAAGAGUAGCUGCUGCUGAGGAGCAGGUGCAGCAGAAUAACAAAUCUUCUAACAAUCACGUACAAAAUAAUGGAAACGUGAACGUUAGAAAUAUGGAAGUUAGGCACACCAAAACAAACUAUCGAAACCAAAGCCGUGGCAGAGGAAGAGGGGGUAGAUACUCACCACGCUUUCGUAACAACUACUAUGACGAAAGUGGAGAAGUAAAUACUAUGCCAUUAAGACAAGAAGGGAGUCAUGAUGCUACUAUAUCUAGUGGUGUCACAGAUGAACACAACAGGCCGCGUGUGGGAAACUAAAUCCCGUCUAUGAGGAAACUGGCGCUCACCAGGCGGUAACAGUAACACAGCCAGUAACGGAAACACAGACAAUCAGCCAACAUACACAGACAGACAACAUGGAUGACGAAAUAAAUACAGAUAAUACCAGUGAUGUGUUAAGCCACUCUCACAAAAUAGUGGAUAGUAUUUUGGAUACACUAGAAAAAUGGGUCAAGGAAGAACAGGAACUCAAGGUAGAUAAUGGGGAAGAAAUAGAUAAUGGGUUUGAGUCUGAUGGGAAUAAUGAUGAAGUAAAAGCUUACAUCUUCGAUGAAAAUGGCAAUCUAAAAGCUGAAGUAGAAGUAGCAGAAGUAGAAUCAGUACUGCAAAACUUUAGAGAGGAGGAAAUGAUGAAUGAAGGGGGUAGAAAUAGUAACGAGGUGAAAGAAUCUAGUAGCUGUGUAAACGUGCCACAAAUGGUUGAAGGUGACGACAUUCUUAUGAACAGCAAUAUUGCGCAGGGACGCAGUUGCUCAGAGGUAGAGGAUAGUUUGGCUGAUGUGCAGCAAACAAAAGUAGAAAAAGUCGUCAGAUGCUUCGAUUUAAAGUUAGUGGACAGAUUAGAGAAAGCAGCUAAGAUUAUAGAGCAUGAUGAGCCCCAGGAUGUAAAUGUAAAUGUAAUUGCAACUGAUCAGAAUUACUUUAGCUGGAAGAACAUAGAACGAGAUUUAUUAGACGAGGUGUGUGAGCAACCUGUUCAAUGUAAAAUAACUCACCCUGUUAUCAAAGUAAACAUAUCAGGAGUCACUGUGCGUUGUCUGCUUGACAGUGGCAGUGAAGCAAGUGCUUUAUCACAAACAUUUUUUGACACCAUACCCAAUAAAGAGAAGUUAACAGUUAUGAAAGUAAGUGGCUUAAAGAUUAUAGGUGCUACUGGAAAAGUCUCUAGACCAGUUCAACACGAAGCUUUGAUACCCAUUGGUAUAAAUGACGUAGUAAUAGAUCAUCCUUGUUUGAUUGUGCUAGGCUUAAGUGUUGAUAUGUUGAUUGGUACUGAUUUCUUAUCAAAGUACCAGGGAAAGAUCAAUUUUGAUCAGAACAACUUAAUUUUAACUUUACCUGACUCUAAAGUGAUAAGAGAGUCUUUUAUAGGAAGUCAUAUAGGCGGUAGUAAUGAAACUUGGGAACUGCCUAUUAGAGUAAUAAAGAAUAAAGGAUACUUGCAGGAAAAUUUGGUUUUCAGUGAGAAUGAGGAAAGUGCUAAGGUUGAAGAGAGACACAUCCUAAAGGAAAUAGAGGAAAAGGUACAAUCAACAAAGCAAAUUGCUGACGAACAAAGAUCAGAGUUAAAGAGUGUGUUAACUAAGCAUAGUAAUGUAUUCUCAAACGCACCUGGUGAAGUUAAAGGUUAUGAAUGCCAUUUGAAUAUCAAGCCUGGGAAGGUAUUUUUUAAGAAGCCUUAUCCAAUACAUGUUGCAAGGAAACAAGCAGUGCGAAAUGAAAUUAAACGUAUGUUGGCAUGGGGUGUCAUAGAGCAAGCAAUUAGUGAAUACAAUAGUCCUCUUGUUGUAGUGCCUAAGCGUGAUGGAAGUGUUAGAUUAGUAUUGGAUGCACGCUGGUUAAAUGAAAUUGUCAUCAGAGAAAGUGAUCGUCCUCAAAAUAUUGGAUGAGAAGAAAGCACAGGCCAGGGCAAAUAUACGCAAAAGAGCUUUAGAUAGGAAAAAGAGGCAUGAUGCAAGGGCUUCCCCCACUAGUUUUAAAAUUGGUGAGCUAGUGCUGGUCAAAACAAAAGAAAAAUCAAAGAAAAUUUCUGCAGAAACUAAAAAGUUUAUGCAUGUAUAUCAUGGACCAUUUAGAAUAGUAAGUAAACCUCAUGCAAAUGCCUAUCGUUUGGAAUAUCCAAAGAGUAAGAGAGAACUAGGUCUAAGAAAUAUUGUGGAUCUAAAGGAAUUUAAAAUUAACAGUAAUUAAUUACUGUAGGGAGUCUGCCACUCUUUGGCGGAUACACGGUUUGGCGUACCGUGCAGUCCCAGCUGGGUGAAACUUUAUUUCCUUUUCAAGUUUCAUUCCCUUCUUCUGGUCUAUCAUAACAGGUAAGAAUCACAUAUGUCUUCAUGUUGUAUAUAUGCUAUUAGGUUUUAAGUAUUCUUAGUAAGGAUCUACCUAGUGAAUGGCAAAACAAAAGUCUGAGUACCAAUAAGAGGCAAACAUGGCUAAAAUAAAUAAAUUAAAAUAUUUCAUGUAAUUGUAAAGGGUUAGAAACUACAACUAAGAGAGACACUUUGCAGUAUACGAAGUACGGUAUGAAUAUGAAUAAUCCAUGAGAUUAUGCAGAAGGUAGUAUGUUGCUAGAAAUAAGGUUGUCUGAAGGAAAACAGCGUAAGAAGGUAAUGCUCAUAGAGGCAAGCAAUGGCGUUUUAGAAUUAAAUAAAUGGAGAUGUGUGGAAGUGGUGUGAGGAUCGCACCAAAUAUAUAGAAACAGGACGUCAAUAGGCUGACAAAA
Messenger RNA from Schistocerca gregaria, 2836 nucleotides. RefSeq lists its product as uncharacterized. Gene Ontology annotation, molecular function: aspartic-type endopeptidase activity. Gene Ontology annotation, biological process: proteolysis. The record is from RefSeq and is a predicted model, not a curated record. NCBI's taxonomy places the organism in Eukaryota, Metazoa, Arthropoda, Insecta, Orthoptera, Acrididae. The coding region runs from base 471 to 2003 and encodes 510 amino acids. The transcript is spliced from 2 exons.